Messenger RNA from Sparassis crispa, 426 nucleotides. RefSeq lists its product as hypothetical. The transcript has a single exon. Lineage: Eukaryota; Fungi; Basidiomycota; Agaricomycetes; Polyporales; Sparassidaceae. Bases 1 to 426 code for a protein of 141 amino acids. The record is from RefSeq and is a predicted model, not a curated record.
AUGCGCCGCGCGCACUCGUACGAUCGCUCCGAAAACCGUCUUGCAACGCCCACCAAGUCCUGCACGGCUACACUACACGUGCACGUCGCUGCCAGCCGGAAGACGGCAAGGUCUCACAAGCGACUCUCGCGGAACAAACAGAUCAAGUAUGCGUUAUCGCGCAUCAUUCGCACGCCCCGAUGCCUGUUUCACUCAGAGGACGGGGGGAGCACACGCACUUGCGCAACGCGCAACAUCGCGAUUUCGGCAUCGGUCAUCGUCCAUCCAUGGAUCGGAUCGUUGUGGGCGUCGACUGCCAUGACAGAGGUCGUGCGCCGUAGCGGGUUGGAUUUUUGGCUACGACGGAGCGAAGGGCGCGCAGGAGACAGGUUCCGGCAAGAACGAGGUGUCCGUUCAGGCGAAGCGAGCCGUGCAGUCACGGCGUAA